Messenger RNA from Sipha flava (yellow sugarcane aphid), 1895 nucleotides. RefSeq names its product phosphatidylserine synthase 1 (gene l(3)77CDf). Lineage: Eukaryota; Metazoa; Arthropoda; Insecta; Hemiptera; Aphididae. Gene Ontology annotation, biological process: phosphatidylserine biosynthetic process. Gene Ontology annotation, molecular function: L-serine-phosphatidylethanolamine phosphatidyltransferase activity. The transcript is spliced from 2 exons. The record is from RefSeq and is a predicted model, not a curated record. The coding region runs from base 193 to 1479 and encodes 428 amino acids.
UCAAUAUUAAUCGACGAUCACUCCACUCCAAUAUACCACCACUAUUCAUUUAAGCACGUGAUAUGGUCAUUAUUACUACUUAUAAUAUAGUUAAAAUGUUUCAAAUUUAAAAGUUCGAAAAAUAUGUUAUCGAAAAUAUUAGGCGUGGUAUAAUUUUUCUUCCUCGAAUCCUCUGACACUACCGAUCACGCCAUGGUAGUCCAGAAGAAAGAAAACGUGUUCAACACACUCAACGAAUGUGAAGUGGAAGAUAUUACUUUAGAGUUUUUCUACAAGCCCCAUACCAUUACUUUAUUGAUACUGUCCAUCGCUGGUGUAAUUUUUAUGUCUUUCAUCCGAGAUGAUAAAUCCAUCGAUAACAAUAUAUGUGCAGGAAUCUGGUGCGUUAUAUUUUUUUUGCUUCUCGUAUCCCUACUGGCAUUCCCCAAUGGCCCUUUUAUAAGGCCACAUCCUGCAGUGUGGCGAAUGGUAUUUGGUCUAAGUGUUCUAUAUUCAUUAACACUGUUAUUUUUAUUAUUUCAAAAAUAUGAAACAAUCAAAGGAAUGAUAACAUGGCUCGAUCCAAAUUUAAAAGAUUUUCGAAUUGAUAUGGAUAAGGAAUAUGGCGUUAACUGUUCGGAUAUCAGUAUUGAAAAGUUUUGGGCACACUUAGAUGUGUUCGCUGCUGGUCAUUUUUUUGGUUGGGUAUCUAAAGCCAUCCUAGUAAGGCAUUAUGGAAUAUUAUGGUCAAUGAGCAUGAUGUGGGAAUUUACUGAAGUCAUGUUUUCUCAUUUAUUACCCAACUUCAAAGAAUGUUGGUGGGAUGCAUGGAUUCUAGAUGUUCUACUGUGCAAUGGAUUUGGUAUAUGGGUUGGAAUGAAAAUUUGCAAAAUGUUAGAAAUGAGAGAUUAUAACUGGCCUGGCAUCAAAGAUAUAGAUACAACCAAAGGUAAAAUCAAGCGAGCUGCGCUUCAGUUUACACCAGUAAGUUGGACACCAGUUCGGUGGUUAGACCCAAAUUCAUCAUAUAUGCGUUUUUUUUCUGUAUGCCAAAUGGUGAUCAUGUGGCAAGUAUCUGAAUUAAAUACAUUCUUUUUGAAACACAUAUUUGAAAUGCCACCAUCACAUCCAAUAGUUGUUGGCAGGCUAUUCAUUUUGAGUAUUGUAGUUGCGCCAUCUACUCGACAAUAUUACACCUAUGUGACAGAUCCAAAUUGUAAAAGACUUGGCACGCAGUGUUGGGUUUAUGCAGUCAUAAUGGUCACUGAGUCAUUACUAUGUAUAAAGAAUGGAAAAGAGCUAUUUCAACAAACUGAAAUUAUUAAUAUAUCAGUAUGGUUAAUGAUCAUGUUAUUCUUCUCCGUUGUCAGUGUUUUGGGUUUCUGGCAGGCAGAUUGGUUGACAGGAAAAAAAAUAGAUUCUGCUGUGGUGCAAAAUACUACCUUAAAAGAUAACAAUCUUGGAGAAGACUACACAAGCAAUAAAAGCAAAACAAAUUAAAAUAUGUCAACAUUAUUUUCCUGAGUAGUGUUAACUAGUGGAUGCCAAAUAUUGCACAAAUACCUAUCUAGUUAGAUUAAAUUAAUUAUUUAGGUAUUGAUUUUUUUUUUUAAUUGAGACGUGUGUUUUUUUUUCUGAAUUUCUUUACUAUCAGAUCUUGUAUUGUUAUUAGUUAUUGUAAUAACAUUAUGACAAAAGACUUAUUUAAGCCUAGUCACCUUAUGUGUAUUCGUUAUGAUUUAAAAUAUAAUAACAUAUUACUUAAGAUUAUUGGAAUACCUUAUGGUUCUUUAUUGUGAUAAAAAUAUCAAGUACUGAAAUAUGUAGUAUCUUGUGUUAAAUGCUUUAAUAAGUGACUGGUAUAGGUAGGUAGUUUUAAUAUAAUUUUAAUAUAAGCUUUCAUUAAAAUCAAACAA